UUACAUUUCAAAUUGAGUAACCUCAUGAUGAUCUCUUUACGCAGAUAUGGCCUCCGCUCAAGCAUCACCCUGCGACACUGGCUCAAUCGAGAAGCACGUCACUUGCACCAUCUGUAUGGAUGUGUUUGUGGAUCCUGUCACUCCACGUUGUGGCCACUCCUUUUGUAAGAAAUGUCUGCUCAGCAACUUUUACAUGACGUGUCCCCGGUGUAUGAAGCCUCUACUCACAACCCCAGAUGUGAACAUCGCCCUGAAAAACAUCGCUGAAGAGAUUAAAAAAAAGAUCCCAGAGAAAAAAGAUGAGUACGCUGGGGCGCCCGGAGAAGUGGCCUGUGACGUUUGCACAGGGCGAAAGCUGAAAGCCAAGAAGUCGUGCCUUGUGUGCCUCGCCUCGUAUUGUUCGACCCACCUGCAGAAUCAUUCUGCGACUCAAAGGUUAAAGGGCCACAAGUUGGUGCAACCUGUGGAGAACUUGGAUGAGAGGGCCUGUCUGCAGCAUGGACGCCCUUUAGAGCUGUACAGCAGGACAAAGGAGAGAUGCAUCUGUGUCCUCUGUAUGGAAGACGACCAGGAGGAGGUGGUUCCUACUGAAGAAGAAUGGAGCAGGAAGAAGGCUGAGCUUGAAAACCCCAAGACUGAGUUUCAAAAGAAAAUUGAAAACAGAAGAACACGGAUGGAUAAGAUUAAUGCAUCUCUUGAGAGCUGUGAGGACCAGCUGCACGAUGAAUAUGGGGAUAUUGAUGCUGUGUUCACAGCUGUGAUUGCAAUGGUGAAGGAAACCCGUGACAGAGCCCUUCAGCCGCUAAAGGACAGGAGGCAGGCUGUGGAAAAGGAGGCAAAAGACAUCGAGAAGAAGAUGAAAGCAGAGGUUGACCGGCUUGAGAAAACCAUCUCUGAGCUGGACGAUAUAUCUGCACUUGAGGAUCACAUCCUUUUCCUACAGAAGUACCCAUCUCUUCAAGACCUGGACAACAUCAAAGAUUGCCCAGAGGUAGAGCUGGACACGUCACUGUCAUUUGGCACCAUGAGAAAAAUCACGACCGCCAUGUUGGAAUCAAUUCAACAGGAACUGGAGCGGCUGACCCCCAUUGAGAUUCAAAGAAUUCCAAAGUUCACAAUGGAUGUGAGGCUGGAUCCAGCCACUGCGCACCAACACCUCAUUCUUUCUGAUGAUGGUAAGGAAGUCAAAGAUGGAGAAGAAGACCAGAAAGUUCCUGAUUCUCCAGAGAGGUUUGAUGUGUUUGGCAGCGUCCUGGGUCUUAACAGGUUGACCUCUGGGAAGUCCUACUGGGAGGUGGAGGUCAGAAACAAGACUGGAUGGGAUCUGGGUGUAGCAAGAGGGGACGCAAACCGAAAGGGAAAACUAACGCUGACCCCAGACAAUGGGUACUGGGUUACUGUGCAUUUUGAAGAUGAGAAGUACGCAGCCCUGACAUCUCCACCAGCUCGUCUGUCCCUGACAGAGAAGCCUCAGAAAGUGGGAGUGUUUGUGGAUUAUGAGGAGGGUCUUGUGUCCUUUUAUGAUGUGGCUUCCAAAUCUCACAUCUACUCGUUUACUGACUGUUCAUUCAACGGCAGGAUCUUCCCAUAUUUCAGUCCCCAUUUGAAACAAGAUAAGAAAAACACGGAUCCCUUGAUUAUUUCUUCUGUGAAAAAGUGUAAGCAGGACAGGGAUCUGUCAUGAAGAAUAUUUGUUAUGGGUAUCAAAUUCAGGCUGUUAAAAAGUUAUGCUUGGUAGAAUUUAAUUUGGAAAUGUGUGUCGAUUUCUGCCCUUUAAUGCUUGUUGGGUUGAAAAGUAAAAACCAAUUCCAAUUUUGUAAAAGUUUAACAUUUAAAAUGAUCUGCAAGAUACAAUGUGAAAUCCUUGGGGAGUGCCUUGGAUCUUCUGUGUUUGCCUAUUUGAGGACCCACGCAGCGCUCCUAACCUUUGAUGUCUUAAAUAAGUUGUUCAUUUCCGAUGUUAAACUUAAUCUGUAUUAUGCAAUGAUAUGUUUCAGUAGCAGGGCAGAGGAACAGAGAGUGGUUUGUAGCUUUUUUCCCUAGAAAUGAAACCGAAACUAAAAAAAUGUACCAAAUUACAUUUUACACAAAAUAUGAUGCAAUCUCAAAAAUGAUUGCAUCAUAUGAUGAAAUACUUAAAAGUUUGCACCAAAAAAACGCCUUUAUAAGUAAUAAGAAAAUGCACUUCAAUGACUCUUAACAGUAAAUAAAGAGAAAAUUGUUUUUUU
Labrus mixtus (cuckoo wrasse) is the source of this 2228-nucleotide messenger RNA. Its product is annotated as E3 ubiquitin-protein ligase TRIM39-like. The transcript has 6 exons. NCBI's taxonomy places the organism in Eukaryota, Metazoa, Chordata, Actinopteri, Labriformes, Labridae. The record is from RefSeq and is a predicted model, not a curated record. Gene Ontology annotation, molecular function: protein binding. The coding region runs from base 47 to 1684 and encodes 545 amino acids.